This is a messenger RNA of Clarias gariepinus (North African catfish), 4794 nucleotides long. RefSeq names its product ST3 beta-galactoside alpha-2,3-sialyltransferase 3a (gene st3gal3a). The record is from RefSeq and is a predicted model, not a curated record. Gene Ontology annotation, molecular function: sialyltransferase activity. The coding region runs from base 250 to 1383 and encodes 377 amino acids. The transcript is spliced from 12 exons. NCBI's taxonomy places the organism in Eukaryota, Metazoa, Chordata, Actinopteri, Siluriformes, Clariidae.
UGCUUUAGGGGGAAAACCGAGUAUGACUCGAGGAAGAUUGUUAGGAAUAGGUCUUGCUUUUGCGCAUGAAGACUAAAAAAUGCGAUUUAAAAUGCCUUUCUUUAAUCACUUGUGACGGUUAGCGAACAAGAUGACCGUGUGUGUUUCACGGUGUUCUCAUCACCUGGGUGUGUUUUUCAGCAUUUACUCCGUGUGUUAUUUUCAGAAGAAAACGACGCAAGAUGAUGAUCUGAAGAUGGCAAAUGAGAGAUGAGAGCGAUGAAGCCCACGAGGAAUGUGAUGCUGGUGCUUUGUCCCAUGCUGGUGCUCGGCUUCCUGUACUAUUCAUCUGUGAGACUGCACCUCCUCAUCUGGGUCCAAAGACCACAGGUGGACCUGGGCAGCUCAUCCUCCGUGGGACGGAUAAUAGCGUCAGGGAUAGUGUAUGACAAGCAGGGAUUCCUCCUUAGGGGUGAAGGAAAACUGCCACUGGAGCUCCAGUAUAAGUAUGGAAAUCUGAGCAAAGGAGAAUGUAAGCCCGGCUAUUCGGAGGCCAAGAUGAGCUCAAUCUAUCCAAAGUUUAUGAAAGCGGCCCCCAUGUUCCUUGAUAUGAAUUUUAAACGGCUGUCAAAGAUUGGCGCCUACCCACCACCGUUUGGGAUAAAAUCACAAGAUAAGAUCAUCGACAUCAUUUUAGCUGAGGCGAGGAACUACGGGCUUGGACCUGAACUGGAAAAUUUGGGCUGUAAAAGGUGUAUCGUCAUUGGCAAUGGAGGGAUCCUUUUCAACAAGUCACUGGGCUCUAAAAUUGAUCAGUACGAUGUAAUCAUAAGGCUGAACGGGGCUCCAGUGGCUGGCUAUGAGAAGGAUGUGGGAUCUAGGACCACCAUGCGCAUCACAUAUCCAGAGGGAGCUAUUCAAGACCUCAAGCAGUAUGAGAAGAACUCUCUAUUCGUCCUUUCUGCCUUCAAACCACACGACCUGAAAUGGCUCAGGCAAAUGGUGUUCAAGGAGAAACUGCGUGGGACAGAUGGAUUCUGGAAGUCAGUGGCGCGUGAAGUGCCCAGGGAAGCAGCAGACAUGAGGAUACUGAACCCGUAUUUUAUUCAAGAGGCAGCGUUUCAGUUCAUCGGUCUGCCACACAACAACGGCCUCAUGGGUCGAGGGAAUAUCCCAACGCUUGGCACAGUGGCAAUCACAAUGGCACUGCACAACUGUGACGAGGUGGCGGUGGCUGGAUUCGGCUAUGACAUGAACAACCCUCAUGCUCCACUGCAUUACUACGAGAAGGUCAAGAUGUCCGCUAUCAAAGACUCAUGGACACACAAUAUAUCAAAAGAAAAGGAGUUUCUUCGGAAGUUGGUGGUGGCCAGUGUAAUUCAGGAUCUGACCAACGGGAUCUGAGUAUCUCUUUCACACGCAUCGCAAAUAUGGAAAUGCCAUUAGCAACUUGCUUCUAAAUAGAACCUGCGUGUGCGGACUUCACGUUUUAGCUCAGCUGAUUUUUGAACGUGGUUACUGGAAGACUCCACCUGUUGCAGUUCUUGAAGAUGCAUUGAAGAGGACACACUAGUGUGAAUGCCACACGAAGGCAUGCUUUUACACUAUAUCAGUCUUAAAAAAUUCCAUUUUUAAGUGCAGACUGAGGGACACUGCUUCGUUUUUUAUUUAUUUUUCUGUUUUUAAUGUAGUUGUCGAUGGCUGCAGGGACAACAAAAACUGCAUCAGCACCACGUCUGUGAAAAUCAGUUACUAAGUGACAACAGAAAGACAGCAUGUAACAGACCAUCAGACAUCUACAUACACAAAAACAUCAAGAUCCCAUACAGUGGGGCAAAAAAGUAUUUAGUCAACCACCAAUUGUACAAGUUCUCCCACUUAAAAAGAUGAGAGAGGCCUGUCAUUUUCAUUAUACUGUAGGUAUACCUUAACUAUGAGAGACAAAAUAAGAAAAGAAAAUCCAGAAAAUCACAUUGUAGGAUUUUUAAAGAAUUUUUUUGCAAAUUAUGGUGGAAAAUAAGUAUUUGGUCAACAAAAUUUUACCUCAAUACUUUGUUAUAUACACUUUGUUGGCAAUGACAGAGGUCAAACAUUUUCUGUAAGUCUUCACAAGGUUUUCACACACUGUUGCUGGUAUUUUGGCCAAUUCCUCCAUGCAGAUCUCCUCUAGAGCAGUGAUGUUUUGGGGCUGUCGCUGGGCAACACGGACUUUCAACUCCCUCCAAAGAUUUUCUAUGGGGUUGAGAUCUGGAGACUGGCUAGGCCACUCCAGGACCUUAAAUGCUUCUUACAAAGCCACUCCUUUAUUGUCCGGGCGGUGUGUUUGGGAUCAUUGUCAUGCUGAAAGACCCAGCCACAUUUCAUCAUCAAUGCCCUUGCUAAUGGAACAAGGUUUUCACUCAAAAUCUCAUGCUACAUGGCCAUAUUCAUUCUUUCGUUUACACGGAUCAGUCGUCCUGUCCCUUUGCAGAAAAACAGUCCCAAAGAUGUUUCCACCCCCAUGCUUCACAGUAGGUAAGGUGUUCUUUGAAUGCAACUCAGCAUUCUUUUUCCUCCAAACACAAGUUGAGUUUUUACCAAAAAGGUUUCUUUUGGUUUUAUCUGACCAUAUGAUAUUCUCCCAAUCCUCUUCUGGAUCAUCCAAAUGCUCUCUAGUAAACUUCAGACGGGCCUGGACAUCCACUUGCUUAAACAGGGGUCACGUCUGGCACUGCAGGAUUUAAGUCCCUGGUGGCGCAGUGUGUUACUGAUAGUAGCCUUCACUACUUUGGUCCCAGCUCUCUGCAGGUUAUUUACUAAGUCCCCCUGUGUGGUUCUGGGAUUUUUGCUUACAGUUCUUGUGAUCAUUUUGAACCCACGGGGUGAGAUCUUGCGUGGAGCCCCAGAUCGAGGGAGAUUAUCAGCGGUCUUGUAUGUCUUCCAUUUUCUAAUAAUUGCUCCCACAGUUGAUUUCUUCACACCAAGCUGCUUACCUAUUGCAGAUUCAGUCUUCCCAGCCUGGUGCAGGUCUACAAUUUUGUUUCUGGUGUCCUUUGACAGCUCUUCAAUCUUGGCCAUAGUGGAGUUUGGAGUGUGACAGUUUGAGGUUGUCGACAGGUGUCUUUUAUACUGAUAACAGAUGCCAUUAAUACAGGUAACGAGUGGAGCACAGAGGAGCUUCUUAAAGAAGUUACUGGUCUGUGAGAGCUGAAAAUCUUGCUUGUUUGUAGGUGACCAAAUACUUGUUUUACCAAGAAAUUUACCAAUGAAUUCAUUAAAGAUCCUACAGUGUGAUUUUCUGGAUUGUUUUUUUUUCCUUAUUUUGUUUUUCAUAGUUGAGGUAUACCUAUGAUGAAAAUUACAGGCCUUUAUCAUCUUUUUAAGUGGGACAACUUGCACAGUUGGUGGCUGACUAAAUACUUUUUGCCCCACUGUAUGCUAUAUUGUUUUAUUGUUUUUUUUCCUUUUUAAACAUUUAUAUUAAAAAAGAAAUAGCCAUAAUUUAUUUACAUUUUCCAACCUUCUAUAAAUUUUAAAUUUACCAUAAUUGGUUGGUUGCAUCACAUGUGAAAUAAUAAGAAAAAGAACAUCUCCAUGUAAAACUAGUAAAAUAAUAUAACCUGCAGGUUUAAAUCUGUUAAAAUGGUUUAAAAUAUACAAAAGCUAUUGUACAAUUAUUGCCUUGAUCACAAGGCCAGGUUUAGAAUUAGCAAAUACAUUAUACAGAUGGAAGGUUUGGCUCUAAGCAGCUCUGAAUGGGCUGAUAUAGUUAAAUGUCUCAUAUUAUUCUCCUUUUUCCCCUUUCUCCUGUUAUCAUCUGCCCCCGAGAUCAAAAAUUCCCUUGCUAAUGUUACAGCUGAAAUAAUACUUAGUGAUGAAAAAUACAGUCAGAAUGCUGAACAUGGGAAAACCAUUGAAGAAUCAAUAAAGGUUUUCGGUAGCGAUCAGUGUAGUCUCUUGGGAUGCAAGGCGGUUAAUUCACCAUGACAUCCUUAGUGUUAAUCUGUUUGUGAUAUAAAAGGUAAACACGAGUGACAGAGAGUUAAAUCCCCCAGCUUAUUUGUUUAAGAGCUAAAAAACGGUUAGGUUAGCAAACUGGUUAGCUGAAGGUUGCAGUGCUAUCUGUAUGCUUCUUGCAAAUGAAAUGCUAGUAUUGUAGUCUUGUGACACGGCUCACCAAUUUUACACUGCAAAGGAGAUAAAUUUUUGCCAUAUGCCACAAAAGUUUACUGUCCUUUUAGAAUGUGCAAGUGAUUCAAUAGUGGAAUAAGGUCAUUAAAUAAUCUAAAUAGAACUGAACAAAGUUUAAAAAGUUUGCUCUUACAAACCUCACAUUGUGUUAAGUUAGACUGGGAUUGAUGUGAAGAGAAACAAACAGCAGCAUCAGAAGCAGCAUAUCCAGUUCAUACUUAUCCGUCCCUGCAGCCUUUUAACCUGAAAGAUGUACAGUAUGUACACCAGAGAGAGUGAGCGUGUGUGCACGCUUGUAAGUGUGUGGUGUGUGUGUACGUUUUUUUUUUUUGUUUGUUUAGUUUUAAAAUAUCUAUAUUUAUAUAUACAUUUUUAAGUUCAUGCUUACUUUCACCCAAGUUAUAGCUUUAUUGUUGUUCACCUCACACUCGGCUGCUUUCUCUGCAGUCUUUAGUGUUCCAGCACGGAUGCUGCUACAGCACACAGGACUGUUUUUCCUCAUUAUGUCCUGCUAUAUGUCGAUUAGCAGGACCACAGUGGAUUGUGUUACAGUGUUAAAUCACCGCUUUUUUUUUUACUUAGCUGUGAUUCAGUCUUGUGCAGUACAUGACAAAUCAUUAUAAUUAAACUAUACAGAAUUUUUUA